Molecule: messenger RNA, 384 nt
Organism: Morchella importuna
Lineage: Eukaryota; Fungi; Ascomycota; Pezizomycetes; Pezizales; Morchellaceae
Exons: 5
Coding region: 1-384 (127 amino acids)
Molecular function (GO): RNA binding
Source: RefSeq, a predicted model, not a curated record
AUGUCGAAACUUUUCAUCAGAUCUUUGUCGUGGAACACCGACGACACCAGCCUCAGAACCAAGUUCGAGGAGUUUGGUACCGUUGAAGAAGCCGUUGUCGUCAAGGACCGUGAGACUGGCAGGUCCCGUGGGUUUGGCUUCGUCAAGUACACCAACGAAUCGGACGCCAACGCGGCCAUCGAGGCCAUGAACGAUGCCGACUUUGACGGACGUAGAAUCAGCGUCGUCGUCGCCGAAGACCGCCGUGGAGGCGGUGGUGGUGGCGGUGGAGGGUACCAACGUGGUGGUGGUGGUGGUGGUGGAUAUGGAGGCAACCAGGGCGGCUAUGGCGGUAACCAGGGUGGCUACGGCGGUGGUGGUGGCGGAUACGGAGGCAACUACUAA